GUCCAUUCACUAUCGCAAAACACGGAACACGCUUUUCUUGCGUCCCCUACGGAGUACCAACUUAUCACUCACUGUACAUACAGUCUUGCCUUCUCCUUGUACAUCUCCCAUAUGCUCGCUGCGUCCUCCCUGCCAUCUCUCGAGCCGUCUAACACCUCUCACUUUGCUCCUCGAACCUCACCUCAAUCAUCCUCGCUUCGUAUUCGCGCCUUCACACAGCGAGUCGACCGCGUGCGACUUAGAUCAGCCCUCAACGAUGACUCGCAGGGUUUCUGGACCCUCGCAUCUGUAGCCAGUUCCUUCGAUUUGCCGACUGCAUAGCCUUCUUAUUUGUCCGCCGGUUGCCGCGUCUGGCCUCAGAGAAUGGCUUACACUGCUGUCUCACAGGCUGAGCACGAUGCCAUCUACACUCAAUCGCCGGACCUAACCCUGCAUGCCGACAGAACACGCCCCGAAACAUCCAGCCCUCCACUUUCCCUCUCCUUCGAUCAUGUGUCUCGAGAUGGGUACCACUCGGAUGUUCCGCAACCAAGUGCGGAGGGUAGCGGCGCCGCGAGCGUUGGAAAUCUCCUCAAGUCUUUGAGCUCAUCACAGUCGUAUGAGAUGGUGGAAGACGACGACUACGAGGAGCCCAUGCGGACACCACAGGGCUUAGGGUUGAACAUGACCGCACACGCGCCGGUAGAAGACGACACCCUCACGUAUGAGUCCGAACAAGCUCCGAUUAGGACCGCGUCCAUCAGCCGAGACCUCCCUCUCAACCACCCGACACCGGAUCUACAAACUCUGCAAGGGGCGUUUGUCAAGAAUGUGGAGAAAUUGGAAGAGAGCGCUGAGAGACUGAGCAUGACUUCGAGUCUAGAAGAAGAGUUGACCAAGAUGAAACUGGACCAAAGACGUUUGGAAAGACAGUCGUCUGCACCCACAACCUUUGAAAACGGUGGCGCUUCUACAGCCCAGAGGCAGUUCUCGACCAGUUCAUGGUCAAAUUCCAUCCUCAGAGUCAAUCAGACGGCCAGGUCAGGAGGAUAUUCACCGUCCGGGUACAUCACCUCUCCAACAGGCUCGAUACACUCGGGACGACGGCAACAGCAGCACACUCUCGACCGCCACUCGUCCAAGGGCAGUCGUCAUGAUCAACCAUUGACGGAGCCUCCCCGUGAAGGUCGUCCACUGGACUUUGGGUCUACGUCUCAUCCCUCUGAUGCUGCCAUCAUUCCAGAUCAAGAGAUUGUUCAGUCACCUGGCGCCUCGAACAACUCGUUUUCAGAAGACAGACCGCCAACAUCUGGUUCAAAUGAUACCUACCGACAGGCUCAAGCGGCUUUCAACGAUUUUGAUGGUGUCUACUUCAAUUCCGGCGCGUUGUCCCAGAGAAGUGAUUCUAUAUCGCGUCAUAUCUCCUUGCGCCGGCCUCCAUUGGCGCGUGAUUCCAAGGCUUUCAGAGAAGCGCAACCGGGCGAGCGCAUGAUAUACUAUCCGGCUCCUGUCCCUGUUAUGCUGAAUCUUCCACAAAGACUGUCCAAGAUGGAUCUAAGCGAACGUGAAAGACGGCGACUUCAGGGUAUAUCUGCGAUACCUGAAGAACUGCGCAAGUCAGCACCCUGGCUAACUGAUCAAGAUAACACGAAAGUGCCUGGUGGUAGGAGCUCACUGAAUCUCCCACCACAACUACGCGCCAACGCCUUUUUUGAGCAACCAAGUGUCACACAAGAUCUCGAGUUAAAGAAUGGUUCGGCAGUUCGUACUCUUGACAGUAUCCUGGAUGCUGCUGCCUAUGCUCCGGUCAGUGCAUUCACGGACCAUCCCAUUGCUGGUCAUCUGGGCAAGGAAGUAUAUGGCCAAAAUGGCUCGCCGCGAAAGAGCAUGCAAUCCACAGAAGAAAUGAAAAAGAAACGUCGAAGUUCUUUGAGUACUUUGUUGAAAUCGAAAAGAUCAAGCACGGGACUAGAUGGUGCGCGAGUAGGCCGCACCAAAUCCAAGGAUUCCAGGACACCGCUAGAUGGCGAAGACAACACCAGUGGCGACGAACUCGAUCGAGCGGCAGCGCAAUCCCUGGCGCCUGGUGAGGAUGAGAUAUCUGAUCGUGAAGAGGACGCCGAAGACGCCACCCCACAAGGAUUUUCCGCAGCUCCAACCACCCUGCUUGCUGAACUCCAAAUGCGCAAAGCUCAUCAAAAGCAACGCAAUAGAACUGCGGCAGAUGCUUUUCCAAACGGCAUGCACUCAACUCUGUUGCAGCUUGAUGCUGUGACCCAACUUCAACAGAAAGCCCGGAAAACUAAGCAUGUUACCCUGGCUUGGGAAGACCAUGACGAGGCCGAUAAGCAGAAUUUUGACGACGACGAGGUUCCUCUCGGUCUUUUAUUUCCCGAAAAGGAUCGUUUGGAGACGUUUAAUGCACACCGACCUGUCGGACUUCUAGAACGGCGAGAGAUGGAAGACAACGAGCCUUUGAGCCAUCGACGCGCCAGGUUGAGAGGCGAACCACUCCGGUCGAUGAAGUCUGACACAAAAGCCCCUUACAUUGAACAGAUUCCAGGACUCUCCGAAGGAGUUUCCGCUGAACAUGAUGACGAGCCGCUAGCUCAGCGCUUGGCGAGAUUGAAGGCGGAAAGAGACAAUGCGAAUGAAGGACAAUUCGCAGCAGAAUUGAGUCAAGAGCUCGGCUUGAAUGUGGGAAAGCAUGAAGCUCUACCUUCUACCACUCCCGAUCCCGAGGAGACAUUGGGUCAGAGACGAAAGAGACUCAAGGAAGAAGCAUUGCGCAAUGGCAGACAGGUGAGCGGUGAAAGUGCAGGCAGUGCCACAAGACCACAGCUGCGAUCCAUGCACAGCCUAGCCGACGUUCUACAAGCACAUCCAGUUGGCGUGCAGGAUCGCACAGUUCUCAACGAGUCCCAUGGCUUUGCAACGCGCAAUUUUCAUGCGCAGGGACCAUUGCUGAAUUUUGCUGAACCUCCGUCGUUUCCUCGCAUGGGCAUGCAGGCUCUCCAGGGUAAUGCCUGGGGUUCUGGUCAACAGCAUGGCGGAUAUGCCAACACCCCUUACGGUAAUUUCUACCCAAAUAACGGCAUGACCGCAAUGCCACCCGGUCUCUACGGUGCUCCCAUCCCUAUGCACAUGCAACAACCUAUGGCUGGCUACCCCGGCCUUGCGACUUAUGGAGUUCCAGGCUAUGUUCAAGAUCCGAUGAGUGGACCACCACUUGAUCCGAAGCAACGAGCACAAAUCGAUCGUUGGCGUCAGAGUAUUGCUCAGUGAGCUUUUUGUCACUUCUAGGGCCAGCAAGCCUUUGAGUAUUCUCGCCAGCUUCGUGCACGGGAUGGGGAAUACCUCUUGUUGACGGAGCGAAUAAGGGCUGGACAGGUGCCAGUCUAGUGGUUGACGAUUGGUGAAACCUGGCGAAACCUGGAACCAGAAUGAAGAAUUAUGUAUUUUUACGACGAGAAGAACAACACCAAUCGAUACCAUGAUGACCUU
Molecule: messenger RNA, 3483 nt
Organism: Exophiala oligosperma
Lineage: Eukaryota; Fungi; Ascomycota; Eurotiomycetes; Chaetothyriales; Herpotrichiellaceae
Exons: 1
Coding region: 364-3264 (966 amino acids)
Source: RefSeq, a predicted model, not a curated record